AUGAAUGCCUGCCCGAUCUGCGAAAACGUAUAUAAGCGACCAGAGCACCUACGUCGCCAUCUACAGUCACAUAGCAAUGAGCGACCUUUCGUCUGUGCCAUCUGUGACGGCACGUUUCAACGGUCCGACACCCUCAGAAGACAUCAGAAGACCUGUAUAGCUGUUGUAGAGGAGGCUUUGGAGCCGCCCCUGAAGAAGCCUGCCUAUGAAUCGCAAGUUUCAGCAUCGGACCCUGCUCAGCCUCUGGAUGAAUGGCACAAUUUACAGCACGAUGCGCUGACUGGUCCGUUCCCUGACAUCAAUCACAUAGCAGGUUGGCUCUCGAGCGCGGCGAGUCCCGACUUCAGUGAUCCUUGGGGCAAGAUACUGAAUCUGCGUGGCGACGAUUUUACCGACGGCAUUGAUGACGGCAGCUAUCCAAGGAGUCUAGGGUUCCUCGACAACUUCACACGUCGAACAGGCCUGGUUGAAUCAUUCGAAUGUGGAUCAUUGGCCGAGCGAGAGGCCGUCAGGAAAAGAUACGGAGCUGACGACGUACAAGCAGGUGAUCUCCCCGAAGGUGCCGAGGUUCUAUGCGGCUUAGUCGAUGAGCCUGGAGUGGACCUGUCAACAUGGAUGCUGGAGCCACUGGCACUCAAGACCCACGAGAUCGUCUCCUCGAUUGCGCAAGUCUCUAGAAAUAGACCGGAGGAUAGCUCGAGCGCUGUGGCGUGGUCAGUGGCAACACAGUCGUUAUGUGCCAAGUUCUUCUCGCCUACGAGAAUUCGAAAAUAUGUCGACUAUUACUGGGCUCUGUGGCAUCCAAACGUCAAUCUAAUGCACAGGCCAACUUUCGAAAUUGCCAACUGCAGGUCAUACCUGGUGGCUACCAUGUGCAUUCUUGGAGCACUUGUGUCUCCGAAUGCAUCGGACGGAGCAGCAGCAAGGAUGUGGUUGGAUGCGGUCGAAGAAGUCGUCUUCACCAGCGAUGAUCUUGCUGAUGACGAUUCCGUAUGUCGCCUGACAGGAAGACCAAGCUGCAGACCCGAGAGGGUACGAGCACUUCAAGCUGCUUAUAUGGUCCUGCUUUAUCAGACCUGGGAAGGAAGCGAUAGAAGUAAACGAAGGGUUCGCCGGCUACGCUUCAGUCAAGUUGUGGCCGCCAUCAGAGAUGCCGCAAUACCCAACGCCGUACAUCCUUAUUAUCAUGGCUUGAAGAUACAUGAGUUCUCCUUCGCUGACUUUGCCAUUAUCGAAGAGCUGAUCCGAGUCACCGUGUGGGUGUUUCUCAUCGACACUGCGUAUACACUAUUCAACAACUCCCCGCCUCGUAUGGUCAUUUCCGAAAUGAAAGUCUCGCCCGCUUGUCCAGAAGUAUGCUUUCAAGCAGAGACUGCAGAGAGUUGCCUACAAGCUCUGCAAGCUCAUCAUACACAUUCUGAGUCAGCACGAGGAGCAGCCACACGCUUUGAUGCAGCAUUUGAUAUGCUGUAUCGCCGGGCUCUACAGCCUGCUGAUCAACAGAUGCUAGCAGAUCUUGGGCCACUCAAUCUCUUCGCGAUGACUUCAACGCUUCAUGCGCUAAUUUUCCACUUCAGGAGCUCUCUCAGUUGCCGCGGAUCUCUCGAAGACGUGAAGCGAUGCCUGGACAACUGGCAUACAGUUUGGCAGGUGUAUACCGACAAACUUGCUACAGACCCACGUCACGCUUUAGCAGUUGCCGGCACUGGUAUCUGUCCACCGGAGCAGAUGUGGAAGCGGAUAGGCUUUAUGCGACAUGCAGGCCAGUAUUGGACUCUGGCAAAGCUCAUGAUCGAAAAAUUGACCUUGCUACGCCCCAUACGACAGAACACGGAUGACAAUGAAUCCUCCGACCGUGGCCAAACAACGCCAGCUUACAUUGCAGAGAGUACACGGAGUGAGGUUCUCCUUGACAAGUACGAUGAGACAAGCAUGCGGCAGGUGAACGACCUUAUCGCUAUGCUACAGAAGACCAACAUCUGA
Messenger RNA from Cyphellophora attinorum, 1983 nucleotides. RefSeq lists its product as uncharacterized. Gene Ontology annotation, biological process: DNA-templated transcription; regulation of transcription by RNA polymerase II. Gene Ontology annotation, molecular function: RNA polymerase II cis-regulatory region sequence-specific DNA binding; zinc ion binding; DNA-binding transcription factor activity, RNA polymerase II-specific. Lineage: Eukaryota; Fungi; Ascomycota; Eurotiomycetes; Chaetothyriales; Cyphellophoraceae. Bases 1 to 1983 code for a protein of 660 amino acids. The transcript has a single exon. Gene Ontology annotation, cellular component: chromatin. The record is from RefSeq and is a predicted model, not a curated record.